This is a messenger RNA of Lodderomyces orthopsilosis Co 90-125, 1692 nucleotides long. Its product is annotated as calnexin. Gene Ontology annotation, cellular component: endoplasmic reticulum; endoplasmic reticulum membrane. Gene Ontology annotation, biological process: protein folding. Bases 1 to 1692 code for a protein of 563 amino acids. The record is from RefSeq and is a predicted model, not a curated record. The transcript has a single exon. Gene Ontology annotation, molecular function: calcium ion binding. Lineage: Eukaryota; Fungi; Ascomycota; Pichiomycetes; Serinales; Debaryomycetaceae.
AUGAAACACGUUAGUGCAAUUCUCGGACUUUUAGUAUAUUCUGUGUCAGCACUAGAGUACCAUCCCUUUGACAAGUCACAAUUAAGUGAAGAAUCCAUAUUUGAGCAAUUUGACUAUCCAUCACUUGCAGAUUCACCAUGGAAAGUAUCUUGGGCGAAAAAGUAUGAUGAAGGAAGAGAUGAAAUCGUUCAAUAUAAGGGUGAAUGGGCCAUUGAACAACCCCGUAUUUAUCCAGGAUUUGAGAAUGACUUUGGAUUAGUCAUGAAAUCAAGGGCAUCACAUUAUUCAAUAGCAUACAAACUACCGCAUCCCAUCAACAACAUAAACAAAGACUUGGUUGUCCAAUAUGAGGUGAAACUACAAAACGGAUUAGAUUGUGGUGGAGCCUAUAUCAAACUUUUCGAUGAGUCGAAUAAUUAUCAAUUUCUCAAUUCAGAAACUCCUUAUCAGGUAAUGUUUGGUCCUGAUAAAUGUGGCAGCGACAAUAAAAUCUACUUCAUUUUGAGAAAAAAAUUGCCAAAUGGUGAAGUUGAGGAGAAGCAGUUGCGUUUUCCGCCAUUGGCUAGAACCAAUGACUUGAGCAAUUUAUAUACAUUGAUUAUCAGGAAAAAUAAUGACUUUGAAAUUAGAAUCAAUGGAAAAGUAGUUGAACUGGGUAAUCUCAUAACUGAUAAGGAUUUAUUCUCACCAACUAUGAAUCCGCCAAAGAUAAUUGAGGAUCCAAAUGACAAGAAGCCCUCUGAUUGGGAUGAUCGGAAAUACAUUCCUGAUCCCACUGUUGAACCUCCCGAGGAUUAUGAAAAAUUACAUGCUCACCCAGUUAUACCUGACCCUAAUGUAGUCAAACCUGACGAAUGGGAUGAAUCAGCACCACGGUACAUUCCUGACCCGGAAGCCGUGAAGCCACUAGAUGCAUCCGAUGAUUGGCAACCACCAAUGGUUGUCAAUCCGAAAUGUGAAACAGGUUGUGGUACAUGGACACCACCAAUGAUUGGAAAUGCCGAAUAUAUAGGCCCUUGGUUUGCACCAGAGAUUGAAAAUCCUAAUUUCCAAGGUAUUUGGGAGCCAAGGAAAGUCGAAAAUCCUGAUUACUAUGAAUUAGAAAACCCAUAUCAAAUGGAUAAACCAGUUGGUGGUCUUGGGUUUGAAUUAUGGAAUAUGGAUGGGGAAGUAUUAUUUGAUAAUAUUUAUGUUGGAAACUCCAUUGCUGAAGGUGAAUUAAUUGGAAAUGAAACAUUUACUGUGAAACAAAAAAUGGAGCAUGAAUACAAGAUACAAAAUCCACAAAAGGCACCUAAUGAGCCAGUGGCACCACCACCAAACUUUGACCAGAUAUUAGCUGAUGGUUCCAUAUCAAACUUGCGUCAAUUUGGUAUGUUCAUCAAAUUGUUGACCAGGAAGGAAUAUUUAGACUUUUCCGAUUUCAUUUUUGAGUUUUUGCUUGAUCCAAUAGCAACGGCGAUGCGUUAUCCAAUUAGAGCAGUGAUUUAUGUCUUCCUUCUCCUAUUUGUUGUGCUGGUAAUUGGUGGUGUUGCUAGUGUAUUGAUUUUUAUUGUGAAUAACUGGGGUACGGUUACACAAGUGGAGGAGGAAAGGCAGAGGUCAGAUGAUGGAGAUGAUAUUGUGGUAGCAAAUGCAAAUGCUAUAAGAGGAAAAGAGAUAGAUGAGGAUCAGACUUUGAGACACCGGUGA